UACUUUAAUUUGCAGAUCUGCCGCUACCUAGUGCUUGACGAAGCUGACAGAAUGUUGGAUAUGGGUUUUGAAGACGAGCUUAAAUCUAUAUUUGCGUUUUUCAAGGCUCAACGUCAAACCUUGCUUUUCUCAGCCACAAUGCCCAAGAAAAUCCAAAAUUUUGCGAAAUCGGCACUUGUGCGGCCAGUGGUCGUAAACGUGGGAAGAGCCGGAGCAGCUUCUCUGAACGUUUUACAAGAAAUUGAGUACGUAAGGACGGAGGAUAAACUUACGCGAAUUUUAGAAUGUCUUCAGAAGACUCCACCCAAAGUGCUGAUUUUUGCUGAGAAAAAGAUGGAUGUCGACAACAUAUACGAAUACCUGUUAGUCAAAGGCGUAGAAGUGGUAUCUAUUCACGGCGGAAAAGAUCAACGGGAUCGACAUACUGGAAUUGAGGAUUUUCGACAUGGAAAGAAGGAUGUGCUCGUGGCAACAGAUGUCGCUUCCAAAGGUCUCGACUUUCAGGGCAUCGAACAUGUUAUCAACUACGACAUGCCUGAAGACAUUGAGAAUUAUGGUCAGUCACCAUUUAUGGUGUUUUUAGUUUAA
This is a messenger RNA of Strongylus vulgaris, 588 nucleotides long. NCBI's taxonomy places the organism in Eukaryota, Metazoa, Nematoda, Chromadorea, Rhabditida, Strongylidae. The record is from the annotation of a GenBank genome assembly.